CUAAAAUAACAAAAGUUACCGACGAAUAGUAGCAGAAACGAUCAUCGUACUGCCCUACUAGCAUUUUUCUAGGAUAGCCUAUCCACUGUACUACAGAGACGACUGGCCUAGUAGUAGAAAUGAUCAUGAUGGUAGGCAACCGCAAAGGCAGUACUACGAGUAGGAUAAGAUCAGUAGAGCUGAGGAUAGACCUUUCUAGUGGAUUUUCUAUGAAGCAUGACCGCCUUGGAUUGAGAUGACAGGUGGGAUCUACAUAGUGCACAAGAACUAGGGUCCUACGGAAGGUCCGUUUCGAGACGAAAGCUGAAGCGUUUAACACAACCCUAGGUCCAAGCCGAAACCGAAUGCACAGCUAGUAUAGAAAUACAGGUGAACAAGAAGUCAACGGAAUCUAGUUCCAAGAUGAUAUUUUUUCGCAAAAACUUACUUAAUGCCAUCAAAUAUCGAAAUAAUGUACCUUUUUGAGUUAUGUAAUAUGGGUGCCGACAUUUUUCUUAUAAGUUUCUUUCUGUUUUAAUCUAAAACCAAAACUGAUAAAAAUUAAAAUGUG
This is a messenger RNA of Acanthoscelides obtectus, 550 nucleotides long. NCBI's taxonomy places the organism in Eukaryota, Metazoa, Arthropoda, Insecta, Coleoptera, Chrysomelidae. The record is from the annotation of a GenBank genome assembly.